AUGACCAUACAUCUAACCACCACUUCAUGGAGUUUCCCAGAUAGUGCUAUUGGUAAGAAGUAUAUUCUGGCCAGAACAAGCAAUGGUUAUGAACUGGUACCAGAUGGUAGCAAAGUGCCAGGAAUACCAGUCUCAACUGUGGUUGCGCCCAACAGUAAACCUCAAGUAAGCUGAACGUUUCAGAUAUUAGUGCAAGCAAGCAACGUUUUUGUCGACAUGGACGUCACCCGAAAAUUGGUAGAACUAGUUUUGACCAUAGAGAUCAUAAAUAACACUAGAGGAGGCAUUGUAAUCUUAAUUCACUAAAAAAAAGGGAACGCGAUUAUUGGGGGGGGGGGCAAAUUCAAGUCCCGGAUGUGUAUUCGUGUUCCCAUUGGUGACGAGUUUCAAAUCAGCCAAUGAGAGCUCGAUUUUAUAUCCGGGACUUGAAUUUGCCCCCCAUUAGCUACGUUCCCAAUUUUUAAACUCGAUGUCUCCUCUAGUGUUAUUUAUAAUCUCUAUGGUUUUGACGGCAUUUUGCAUCAUGGCGCUCGUGUAAGGAAGCAAAAAACUUUACCACAAAAAUACAGUUUUUAAUCCAGUCCUCCCUCGGCAAUCUGACGUCGGUGUUGAUAAAAACGUCGCUUGGUCAAGCUCCAUACACCCUUUUCAUAAAUGGCUGCCGAUUAAAAAUUCUUUUAUGUGCAUAUAAAUUGGCCCAACUAGCCUCGUUUCUGGGUAGAAAUUCCUUUGAAAUCUUAACACGAGUACGAGGCUAGUUGGGCCAAUUUAUAUGCACAUAAAAGAAUUUUUAAUCGGCAGCCAUUUAUGAAAAGGUGUAUAAUAUCUUCGGUCAUUUAUAAUGCUAGGACAGUGGUUUGGUUUGUACAUGUGACUUGGGUUACGAUUUCAUCUCAAUUACGAUAGCAUAUGAGGCUAUAGUACUACUUAGUACUUUCUAUAUAGUAUAUUCUGAUCAUGGUAUUUUCAUGGUAUUAUAGCCAACUGAUCAUGGUAUUUUCAUGAUCAGUUGGCUCUGAGACCCAGUGGCGUAACGGGAGGGUGUCAGGGUGUCCAGUGACGGGGCACCCCGAACUUUAGGGGGCCCCGACAAAAAUGACCAUAAAAAAUUUGAUAGCACAUUUCUGGGAAAUUGAAUUCAUUGAAUUGAAUUGAAUUAAAAAAAACCAUACUCUGGAAAAGGCUAAAUCCGUGGAGAAAUUGGGGGAUACACGUAACAUUCCUGAAGCUGAGACGGAUUAAGUACGUCGCGACUGAGGAAAAGGACGAUAUACUAGAAUAAUUUAAUCCCAAAAAUAAAUUGUUCCGAGAAAAAUUUUUGGAGCCUAUUUUUAGUGGAGCAAAGGGGGCCCAAAGUGGCCGAUUGACGGAGGGCCCCCGGCGGUUGGGUUACGCCACUGGCUCUACCAAACAUCAUAGCCGUAGAUUUCCCGCUUUGCCAGUAAUACUAAAUCAGUAACGGAGUCCGCUGCUGGUUCUCUGGGAAAAACAGUUUGGAAGUGAUAGAGCUCUUCAGUAUAAAUACAGUUUAGUUUACGUUGUUAUCCACGGACUGUAGUAACACUGGACCAAUAUGAGAUGGCCCUCAUGACCAAAGCUUUAAGAACUUAAAUAUAUUCGUGAUAUUUUGUUUAGCCAACGAUUCAACCUCAUCCAGCUGUAAGUAUCGGCACGCCAAGCCAACCUCCCGUCAUGUUAGAUCAUGCUGCGAUCACGGAGAAGAAAAUUAACAAUUUACUAAAAGAAAACAGUCGUUCUAAAGACAAGGAGGUAAACAUUGUAUUCCUUAGUAGUGGCUUUCAGUAAGUAUUACAGCGUAACAGUUGUUGGUCAAUUUCACUGAAAUGUUAGCACUCAUUCGGCCCUCUUGUUUGACCGCCAUAUCCUACAUAAUAUGACAGAUAAUGGUUAGUAAAUUAGCCUUUUUCACGAAGGCCAAAAUCCGCUAUUUUGGGGGGUACUGUCUGCCCUUGUGAAAGAUUCUAGACAAUUCAAACCACAGGAGGCCCAGGCUCGAUUUGCCCGCGCCCACCUGUGCCUUCUGUGGAAAAAUGGGACGUGAGAAAGGCUGUUUAAACCCGGCAUCUCUAGCUUGUAUUUGCCCAGUAUUUUCAUCGUUCUAUCCAAUGAUAUGUUUGUAUUUGUUUCAUAACCUGCAGAGUGUUGUAACACUAGCUUUACAAGGUCGUGAUGGUACAAAUGGGAAAGCAGGACCUAAGGUGUGUUCUAGUGCUUGUACCGCUCAACAUAAUGCCUCACAGAUGGAACUGGGGAGUAUGCCAACGAAACUAUCCAGAUGAAGUAGUUUGAAUGACGCGCUGUAUAGCGCGUUUGCACUCAUUCCCCAGGGAAAUUGCUAGAUAGUAUACUUCAAAAUAAGGUUUCCGUUUUUAUAUCAUUUUUUUAAAUAAGUUAGGGUUAGGUUAGGGUUAUGGUUAGGUUAGGGUUGGGGUUAGGGUUAAGUUUAAUAUUAGGGUUAGAGUUUAGUUUUGCGUUAGGAGGGUUUUUUCUACGUCAUAAAAACGGAAAUCUUAUUUUGAAGUAUACUAUCUAGCAAUUACCCAUUCCCCAGGGACCACCUCAACAAAAGCCAUGGCGGCCAUGUUGGUGUUCCAGACAAGAGUGUCUUAUUAAAAUGCUUUUGAAUUGGAACACCAACAUGGCGCCUGUGACGUCAUGUGCCAACGCUCUAUAACUGGCAAUGGUUCUUGGAACAAAACAUGCAUCAUUUGACAUUCUCUUGAUUGUCUGCAUUUAAUAAUAUACAUACAAACAUCGAUAUUGGUGCCUUGUUCAUAACAUUUUUAUAAUAAUAUACAUGCAUAUACAUACAUCGAUGUUGGUUUGUUGUUCAUAACUGUACAUCGACUAAAACUAUGUGUUGAUCUUUUUAAUAUUAUAGGGUAAACCAGGGCCGCCUGGGCCUUCGGGAAGACAAGGUCCACCAGUAAGUUUUGCUUUUCACUUGUUUCCAUUUACCAAACUGACGUGACGUCAUUUGAGCAGUUUCUAAAGUUGUUUCUUUUUUUUAUUAAUUUGGUUAGAGUUAGAGUUAGAGGUUACCACUGCAUGACUUUUCUAUGAUUGUCUAUGGUAACAUCAAACCAACUUUCAUUUAUUUUUCUCGACAGGGUUUAAAAGGAAAGCCUGGAAGUUGUAAACUACCGCAGGUAAUAUUUUUCACCGCUUGAGAUGUUUCUUAUUGUCACAUUGUCAUUCAUUUUUGACAUAUAUUGCUGUAAAUUUAAGUUUCAGUGUGAUAUAAAUAUGAUGCGGUCUUUGACAAGGAGAAUAUCACAACUAGAAAAAACUUGUACCAAGUUCAAGGACAAAGUAAGUAUAUCUGAAUCACAAUUGACAGAAUUUAUCACCUUCAUACUAUAUCUAUUUAUUUAUUUAUUUAUUUAUUUACAUAGUGAAUUUUUAUUAAAUUGCGGGGGUCCCAACGUUUGUUUAAUUCAAGAGAAAACUCUAAUUGGGGCUUAUUUUUACUAGAAUUUUUUCUAUAUAAGUUUAAUAUGAUAGCCUUUUAAUAAACAUAAGUCUCACACUAGCAAAAUACUAACACACUAUAUCCACCAUAUUUACAAGCUGAUUCACAUUAAUGAUCUUUAAUUACUAGAAUUGUUAUAUACAUCAAUUACAAACAAAUUUUUGUGGGUAAAAGUAUUUUAUCACUCACAAAUAACUUACAACUUAAAGUUGUGUGUUAAAUAUUUAACCGGUCACUUAAAUUGAAACGAAUUUCGAACUGAAAAAAUGAAUUAUUACAUUUUUUCCCUUACAGGUAAUUGGAGGAUCAGCCAAUCGUCUUACUAAUAGUUAG
Molecule: messenger RNA, 3826 nt
Organism: Paramuricea clavata
Lineage: Eukaryota; Metazoa; Cnidaria; Anthozoa; Malacalcyonacea; Plexauridae
Source: the annotation of a GenBank genome assembly